Pieris macdunnoughi is the source of this 774-nucleotide messenger RNA. NCBI's taxonomy places the organism in Eukaryota, Metazoa, Arthropoda, Insecta, Lepidoptera, Pieridae. The record is from the annotation of a GenBank genome assembly.
AUGCUAUUUCACAUGGGCUCAAACAAAAAAAUGGAUGCCCCGCAAGCAAGGCUCCCAGUUGAUGCAUGUCCCAAUUUAUUUAAAUCAAACGCUCUGGGGCGAGUAUUUACAGUCAAUCCAAAGCAAACUGAAUGCUUUUAUCUUCGAUUGUUGUUGGUUAAUGUUACUGGCCCAUUGUCGUUUCAAGAUAUACGGAAAGUGAAUGGGCAACAGUAUUCAACGUAUAAAGAUGCGUGCCUUGCACUCGGCUUGCUGGAAGACGACAACCAGUGGGAAUGUAUGUUUGCUGAAGCAGCAUUAAAUUGUACAGCAAUACAAAUUCGUCUACUAUUCGCUAUAGUGUUAACUACAUGUUUUCCAGCUCGAGCACAGAUAUUGUGGGAUAAUCACAAAGAUUCAAUGACUGAUGAUAUAUUGCAUCAACAUCGUACACGAUGCAACGAUGUAACGAUAACGUUCAGCGACGCUAUGUACAAUGAAGCAUUGAUUGCUAUUGAAGAUCUCUGCAUUAUAAUUGCUAAUUUAUCACUCAGUCAUUUCGGUAUGAAUUCGCCAGAUCGAGCUGUAUCUGAUUUCAUGAACACGGAAAUGAAUCGUGAAAUGCAGUACAACACUGUAGAAAUGGCGGCGAUUGUUACUCGCAAUGUCCCAUUAAUGAAUGAGGAACAAAAAAUCAUUUACGACCGCAUUAUGCUCGCAGUUUCAGCAGGACAAGGUGGAUUCUUCUUUUGGAUGCACCAGGUGGAACUGGAAAAACAUUCCUUAUUUCGCUAA